This is a messenger RNA of Perca flavescens (yellow perch), 2233 nucleotides long. RefSeq names its product mitogen-activated protein kinase kinase 7 (gene map2k7). The transcript is spliced from 13 exons. NCBI's taxonomy places the organism in Eukaryota, Metazoa, Chordata, Actinopteri, Perciformes, Percidae. Gene Ontology annotation, biological process: protein phosphorylation. The coding region runs from base 18 to 1538 and encodes 506 amino acids. The record is from RefSeq and is a predicted model, not a curated record. Gene Ontology annotation, molecular function: protein kinase activity; ATP binding.
CAUAGCUUAUUCUGCAAAUGGAAUUUCCUCAGUUGUCACUGAAUAUGUUAAAAGCUAAGAUGAUUUUGUUUAAACAUAGACAGUCCAUUCAAACUAAGCAAACCAUCUCUGCUGUUGAAGACCUUAUGAUAAAUGGUCCAAGGCGCCAUAACAACCUGCUUGCCAGAGAGGGGAGUCGAGAGCUCUGCUGGGAACUACAUGGUGCUCAAUUUUUCAAGAUGUCGUCGUUGGAGCAGAGGCUGUCGCGAAUCGAGGAGAAACUAAAGCAGGAAAAUGAAGACGCUCGCCGGAGAAUCGACCUUAACAUCGACAUGAGUCCGCAGCGACCUCGUCCGAGGCCAAUCAUCGUGAUCCAGCUCAGUCCUGCUCCAGCCCCUUCCCAGCGUGCAGCGCUCCAGCUGCCGCUGGCCAAUGAUGGAGGCAGCCGUUCAUCAUCUUCAGAGAGCUCCCCUCAGCACCACCCCUACCCCAGCCGCCCGCGACACAUGCUCACCCUGCCCACGCCUCCAUACGGCCUGCAGAAAAGCUUAGAGAAUGCAGAGAUCGACCAGAAAUUGCAGGAGAUUAUGAAACAGACGGGUUACCUGAAGAUCGAUGGUCAGCGGUAUCCAGCGGAGGUGACGGACCUGAUCAGUGAGGGGGAGAUCGGCAGCGGGACCUGUGGACAGGUCUUUAAAGUGCGAUUCAAGAAGACCGGCCAUGUCAUCGCUGUCAAACAAAUGCGUCGUACAGGAAACAAGGAUGAGAACAAGAGGAUCCUGAUGGACCUGGAUGUGGUGCUGAAGAGUCAUGACUGCCCUUACAUCAUCCAGUGCUACGGCGCCAUAGUUACCAACACGGAUGUAUUCAUUGCCAUGGAGCUGAUGGGAACGUGUGCUGAGAAGCUGAAGAAGAGAAUCCAGGGCCCCAUCCCAGAGCGAAUCCUUGGAAAGAUGACAGUGGCAAUAGUGAAGGCGUUGCUCUACCUGAAAGAGAAACACGGUGUCAUCCACCGAGACGUCAAACCCUCCAACAUCCUCCUGGACGCUAAAGGUCAGAUCAAACUGUGCGACUUCGGCAUCAGCGGACGCCUCGUUGACUCCAAGGCCAAGACCCGCAGCGCCGGUUGUGCUGCCUACAUGGCGCCUGAGAGAAUAGACCCUCCAGAUCCCACCAAACCUGACUAUGACAUCCGAGCAGACGUGUGGAGCCUUGGCAUCUCUCUGGUGGAGCUGGCCACGGGACAGUUUCCCUACAAGAACUGCAAGACAGACUUUGAGGUUCUGACCAAAGUGCUGCAGGAAGAUCCUCCUCUGCUGCCCCUCGGCAUGGGUUUCUCCCUGGACUUCCAGUCCUUCGUCAAAGACUGCCUCACAAAGGAUCACAGAAAAAGGCCAAAAUACCACACGCUGCUGGAGCAUAAUUUCAUCCGCCGUUACGAGGUGUUGGAGGUGGAUGUGGCCGGUUGGUUCCAGACGGUGAUGGAUCGCACCGAGUCGCCUCGCAGCAGCCAGUGUUACAGCCAUCAGCACCAGCUCCACUCGCUCUUCAGUAGGUAGCCUAGCCCAGCCCGGCGUUAGCUUAGCCUGACGCUAGUCUUGCCUAGCUUUAGCUUUGCCAAGCCCAGACAGUCUGUCCUAGUCAAGCCCAGCGUUAGCAGCUAAGCAUAGCGUUAAACUCAGCCCGCCUGUCCAUCAGUCCACCGGAGAACCUGAAGAGCCCAGGGAGGAGGGGGAGAGACGGAGACUUGAUGGAGUGAUGGACGGAGACAUGGACUGAUGGAUGGAUGGAUGGAUGACACAGGUGGUUCUGUUUAUCAGUGUGUUGAAUCUGGACAGGCAGACAUGGGAAGGAGGGGGAGAGAAAAAGGUGCACACUGCAGUUAGCUUCAUUCAUUUACACACUGUUGCGUCUCGUCACACUAUCAUAUCACGUCACAUCACUGUGUGUAACAGCCACACACACACUCACAUACAAACUGUGUGUGUAUCUUGUAUGUGUUUCUACAUUUCGUCCACUUGUCAUUAGUUUCUCACCUACAUGUCUAUCUCCAGCAUUGAUCCAAGCCGUUGGAGAAGUCAACAGAGUAGUCACUACACUGGAUUAAAGCAUCUGCUACAUUAGCAAACCUGAAACUCUAUUGUACAUAAACGUUCUGGAGGGCAACAAUGUCCUGUGCAAUUAUGAUUCUUCAGGUGUUUCUAUUAUCACACAUUCUCAGGCUGUGUGUGUGUGUGUGUGUGUGUGUGUGUGU